AGUGUCAAACCUGUACGCAACGUAAGCUCAUAUCUGCCUCCUUGUUGUUUUCUAAGCUCUCUUUGGUCAGGUAUCUCCACGCGAGCCAUUCAUUCGCCCCUCAAGUACGUUUAAUAUUUCCCAAGUAAAACCAAAGACCAAUACACAGGAAAGCAGGUCUGCGCAGUGUCAACAACGCGUUGUAUCAUCUCUGUUAGCAGCCGGCAUUUUGAUAUCUGAAUUACAAUACCAAAGAAGAAGGGAUCAAACCCAUAUACACACGCAUUAGACAUUCGACACUAUCAACACCUGAAAUCACCCCUUCCUAUGCCAUUGGCCGCCGCCCUGUUUUGAUGGGUGUUUUAUCUAGAAGUGUGCGUUUUUUUUUUUCUAAGUAGCCGCUGAGCUUGCAUGCACCGAAUUUGUGUGUUCAACUCUUCUUUCUUUUCUUAUCCUUUUGUUUAAACCUUGAAAGCUACUCACCUCUUUUCUUUUACAUCUCAGUUCUCGUUGCUAAUCGAUCCGUUGCUGCGUGGCCUCUGUGUGGUGUUUCUCCAUGACCCCGCUGUGGCACUAGAGAGCACCUUUUCUGUUUUCCCGUGCUAUUUCUUUAAGCACUUACUUCUUGUACUUCUCUCCCCCUCCUCUUUCCACACGCACGCACCCACCCGGCCUAAACGAGACAAAACAAAGACUCCUUCGCGUGCUUCUUUUCUUUAUUAUUAUUUAUCUCUUACUAGUUUGCGGGGUCGUCGUUGCUGUUUAUUUCAAGAUCUUCCUCCUAACCAGACUUCACUGAACGGUGAAGCGAAUCCUACACUCCUCCUUUCGACGUCCUUUGGGUGGGAUUUCGGUUCAUGUUCCCGGUCUAGCGCGGCUGCUGUUUUCUUCUACUGUCAGUUGUUGCCACUUCACUCAUACUGUUGCUUGUCGCCCGAUUCGGGACGAGAAACCCAAGAGGCGAAGCGUUCCCUACGAGCGGGGUUUUUUCUGGUCUCUUCUCCUUUCUUCGUGAUGAACUCUUCUCGCGGCGAUGACGACUUCAGCACCUCGCAGUUCCGCUCCAUCAGUGAGGUCAGCGAUCUGCAUGCACACUACCUUCGCAGCAGCAGCUCCGACGUACAAGUUCUUAUCGACACCAACACCUCCACGUUGUACGAAGGGGAACGACUUCCUUCGCUGAUCGCCUCGCGGUGCUCUUCUCGCGGCUCCGUCGUGCCGUCGCUGAACGAUAACUUCAUCGCCGUCCGUGACACAAAAGUCGGUGCGCAUCACCGCAGCACGUCCAGCGAGGCCAGCUCCGCCUACGUGGAUCACUGCGGGUGGACAGACGCGAGCAUCGAUGCGAAUACGGCGGACGCCCGUCACGCCAUCCAGCCGGCUCGUGGCACGAAGAGGACAGCGCUUGGGAAGCAGCCUCUGCAACCUGAAGGGGUGGACCCUAGGCUGGGGACUGCGCACGGCAGCGUGCGGAACCCGUUUGCCAAGCCAGGCCCUGUCGGGACGCUGCCCUCACGACCCCAGAGGAAUUUGGCAGACGUGGGGCGCAAGCAUUCCGUACGCGUCUACGCCCCUCCCGAUCCCUCGGCCCUACCACGCAAUGCCGCUGCACAGCCGCCCCCACCGCACGAGCGUGAUCGAUCCAGUGGCGCAACUCCACAGCAGCUCGCAGAGAUGCAAGCGCAGAACGGACGGCGAAAGAUGCAGCUGCGCCAACCGCAGCCGCAGGAGCGGUUCAUGCAAGUGCAUUGCCUCCAGCAGCAACAGCAGUACCAGCAGCAGCAGCGACAGCAACGUUUUGAUCUCCCAGCUCCUCUGAGCGAAACUCUUUCGAACGAAGCGCAGCACUCGCAGGUUCCGCCGUGCGCCAACCCACGGACGGCGACGACCAACUCGAUGAACGACUCAGCCGGUCUGUCCUCGUCGUUGUCUCCCUCACGGACAAAAGUGCAGGGCAACGCGGUGUCUAAGAAAAGGCACUUUUGGUUCUGCGGGGGAGCGAAGGGAGAUGUCGCCCCUCACAACCGUUGUGGCUCGUGGGUCUCCAACUGA
This is a messenger RNA of Leptomonas pyrrhocoris, 2031 nucleotides long. RefSeq lists its product as hypothetical. NCBI's taxonomy places the organism in Eukaryota, Euglenozoa, Kinetoplastea, Trypanosomatida, Trypanosomatidae. The coding region runs from base 994 to 2031 and encodes 345 amino acids. The transcript has a single exon. The record is from RefSeq and is a predicted model, not a curated record.